Ctenocephalides felis (cat flea) is the source of this 425-nucleotide messenger RNA. Its product is annotated as integral membrane protein DGCR2/IDD-like. The coding region runs from base 85 to 399 and encodes 104 amino acids. NCBI's taxonomy places the organism in Eukaryota, Metazoa, Arthropoda, Insecta, Siphonaptera, Pulicidae. The transcript is spliced from 3 exons. The record is from RefSeq and is a predicted model, not a curated record. Gene Ontology annotation, cellular component: membrane.
AAAAUUACUGCCAUUAAUUAAUUAAUAAAUUCAUAUAAUUAUAAGAUCCUAUUAAAACGUUAUUAGUCUCGAUUGACUUUAAAUAUGAUUUGUGAUAUUUUUCUUUUCACCGUAUUAGCUGUACUAUAUUUCAAAGGAAUUUUGUGUGCUGAUAAGGAAUGCCGUGAUUUGCAUGGACGAGCGAUCGAUCCUGGUCUACAUUAUGUACCUGGUCCCGAUACUUGCACAUUGUGCAUUUGUGAUAAUGGACUUCCAAAGUGGUGCAAAGCAGUUUUAUGUUCUCCGCCACAAGACUGCAAGUCUUUUAGAGUAGGAAAUUCAUGCUGCGAUUUCAUUUGUUUGGACGACACCCUGCCUAAAGCUGGUGAUCAAACUGAACACAAUGAGGUUGGCCUAUGACUAAUAGCCAGUGGGGUUACAGCAGC